Daucus carota subsp. sativus is the source of this 1106-nucleotide messenger RNA. RefSeq lists its product as uncharacterized. The transcript is spliced from 4 exons. NCBI's taxonomy places the organism in Eukaryota, Viridiplantae, Streptophyta, Magnoliopsida, Apiales, Apiaceae. The coding region runs from base 135 to 911 and encodes 258 amino acids. The record is from RefSeq and is a predicted model, not a curated record. Gene Ontology annotation, cellular component: chloroplast thylakoid membrane.
AACGUGUUUCUGCCAUGAAAAACAGUGCAACAAAAGAUAAUGUUGGUGCGAUGAGCGUUGCAAAUGAGUCCUCACCAAUCACCCAUAGUCCAAACACAAACAAUCCUUAACUAAAAAAAGAGUGAGCAAAUUGAAUGAUGUUGCACUCUCAUCAUCUCCUCUCUUCACUACACCCCGCUCUUCACUCUCAUCCUCGCAUUCCCCCCUUUUCUCUCUCCCCGCCUCUCCGUCGGCCCAUUCCUGUUUUUACCCGACCCGGCCUAUGUCUGGCCCAGCCCAACGACGAAGUAGGCCCCAUUGAACUCCCGCCAGAGUCAAAUUCGAUAUUUGCGACGGAUGAUGACCCGACUAAUCUCCAAGUUGCUACUAGCGUUCUCCUCACCGGCGCUAUCUCGGUGUUUCUCUUUCGCUCUAUCCGACGCCGAGUUAAACGAUCUAAAGAACUCAGAUUCAGGUCAGAUGGAGUGAAGAAAUCAAUAAAGGAAGAGGCAUUGGAGAGUUUGAAAGCAAUGACACCAGCCGGCUCACUUGAGGCUAAUGCUAAUUCACCUCCCUCCGUUGCUCAAACAUUGUUGGGUGGGAUAUCUGCAGGAGUGAUUGCCCUCAUUCUUUACAAGUUUACAACUACUGUUGAGGCAUCUCUUAAUCGCCAGACUCUUUCUGAUAAUUUCUCGGUCCGCCAGAUUACAGUGACCAUAAGGACUAUAAUAAAUGGGAUUUGCUACCUGGCUACUUUCGUUUUUGGCCUCAACUCUGUAGGUUUGUUCCUUUACUCCGGACAGCUGGCCCUCAACUCUUUAAUGGGUGAAGAAACUUCUGAACAAACAGAAGGAAGUUCAAAUCUGACAGGAAGUGAUAACUCCGAAAUGAACCAAAGUAGUGGGGAUAACAAUAUAGAUAGUCCACAGUAAGAUAAACAAGUUCAACUGGCAAACGAAUUUUGUAGAGAUUCUUACCAGAAACUGUAGCUUAGUUGCAAAUUUUGAUUUUAUAUAUAUACCGGGCAGUUUCACUAUAAUGGUUCUCAUACAUGAUCACAUUGUCUUCAAUAUGGGUGAUUUUGAACCCUCAAAUUAAUUAGAAGAACUUAUUACAUUUUGGGAACA